This is a messenger RNA of Camellia sinensis, 8235 nucleotides long. RefSeq names its product chromatin remodeling 4 (gene CHR4). Gene Ontology annotation, biological process: chromatin remodeling. Gene Ontology annotation, molecular function: ATP binding; DNA binding; ATP hydrolysis activity. Lineage: Eukaryota; Viridiplantae; Streptophyta; Magnoliopsida; Ericales; Theaceae. The record is from RefSeq and is a predicted model, not a curated record. Gene Ontology annotation, cellular component: nucleus; chromatin.
AGAGAAAAAAAGAAAAUAAAGAAAAGCAGAAAGGCUGCAAAUUUCGAAAGAGAAAAGACACUCUCAUCAAAACCCAGUAUGCAAUUGAUUGUGGAAGUGGUAAGAUGAUGAUGAGAAGUUCGAGAGAAGAGAAAAGAAAAGAAAAGAAAAGAAAAAUUUUGGGAAAGUGGGGUUUGGAGGGAGAGAGAGAGACAGAGAGGAGAGAGAGGAGGAUGGGGACAAGCGUCCUGGAGGCGCCACGUGGCGAGACGCAACUGGCUGUGUGCUUUUCGCUCCGGGGCUCCCACAACAACACAACUCCUGCUGCCGUGUCAGUGUUAACCCCGUCCUAUGACCCCGGCGAAUCCGUAUUUGGUUAAUAGUAAAUCUAAGAUCCAGAUCGAAAGAUGAAGCAAAACAGUUCAACAACAAGCAAAAUGAUUAACCGAAACUGGGUCUCGAAGCGCAAACGGAGAAAGCUUCCAUGUGGUGCAGAUAUAUCCAAUGCUAAGGAAGGCAAUUCUGUAGCCUCGGAAUCUGCCACAAGUACUAGUUCAUCUAAACUCAGGUUGAGGAAUGAAACUAGUUCUGGUCAUUCUUCCAGCAAGAAGAAAGGAAAUGAUGGGUACUAUUAUGAAUGUGUGAUUUGUGAUCUUGGUGGAAACUUGCUUUGUUGUGAUAGCUGUCCAAGAACCUAUCACCUUCAGUGCCUUAAUCCUCCUCUUAAGCGUAUUCCAACUGGAAAGUGGCAAUGCCCAACCUGCUGUCAGAAAAGUGAUUCAAAUGGGCCCAUGAACGAUCUGGAUGCUAUCUCUAAGCGGACAGCAACAAAAAAUAUCAUUGGAAAAUCUAAAACUACAAUGAAACUGUCUGCCACUGACAAGGAAACUGGUACUGACAAGGUAUCCCCGAUUUUUGGAAGCUCCAUUCUUGGAAAGAAAAGAUCAAAGAGCAAAAGAAAAUCUUCCUUAUCUCAAGGAGUACAGUCUUUUGAGAAGCGUAUCAAUGCAUCUGCUGAGCCUAGUCAUCUAUCCACUGAGAAUAACUUACCAUUUGUGAGUAUUGAUAAUGAUAGAAAACCCGAGUCAUCUCCAAUAGAUGAACAAGGAGAAAAGAAGUCAAUAUCUCCUGCAGUGGAAGUUUUGUCUAUAUCAAGGACUAUGGAUUUGAAGCCAAAUGAUGAAGCUCCUGAGAGUAAACCUAUAUUGGUUGACGACAAUGGAUCUCCAAAACAAGAAGCUGUUCCUGUUUUGGGCGCAGCUCCUGAGAGGAAGCCUGUCUUGCUUGACGAUGAUGAAUCUUCAGGAAAAAAAGUUGUUCCUGUUUCGGGCACAGUCACUAAAAAAGACAGGAAAAGAAAGCGUAAGACUCGUAUUGGUGACAGUUCUUUAUCGAGGGCUAUGGAUUCAAAGCCCAAUGAUAAAUCUCCUGAGAGGAAAUCUGUAUUGUUUGAUGAUGAUGGAUCUUCAGGAAACAAAGUUGUUUCUGUUUCGGGUUCAGCUCCUGAGAAGAAAUCUGUCUUGCUUGACGACGGGAAACCUGUCUUGUUUGAUGACAAUGAAUCUCCAGGAAAAAAAGUUGUUUCUGUUUCAGGCUCAGCAACUCAAAAAGACCGUAAAAGAAAGCGUAAGAUUCGUAUCAGUGACAGUCAAAAGAAGCCUAAGACUGAUGAAGGUAAAGGCACCAUGGAUAAAUCUCAUAAACGUGGUUCCAAAGCAAAUUCUGCAGGUCCAAGAACUACUAAAUCACACCGAAAAAAACAUAAUAGUGCUGACCAUGGGGCUUCUGCAUCUGGGUCAAAGGAAGAUUUUCAUACCAAGAAUUUGGAUAUUCAACUAAAAAAUGAGCAGGUUGCUGAGGAAGCAGGUGAUCCGUCGCAUGAAGCAGAAAAAAUUCUAGAUGGAACAGUGACAUUUUUAGAUCAUGCUCCUGAUGAAGUUCAACAGGUUGAUCGGGUCUUGGGUUGCCGAGUGCAAGGUGAUUACAAGAACUCAUGUCCAAUAUCUAUGGCAGUUGCAAGUGACUUGCCUUCAGAGGAUCUAUCACUUCCCGUCAGCCAAAAUAUACCAUCAGAGGAAAAUACCAAUGGUGAUACAAUUUUGGAUGGGGGAACUGCUGAAAAUUUUACUGAGGCCUCUCAGAUUGUCAUCAGUCAUGAUGGGGGAAAAAACAUUAAAAACGAUACAAGAGUGGAAACGAUACGUGUGUAUAGAAGAUCAUCGAGUAAAGAAUUUAGAGAAGGGAAGUCUGCCGAUUCAACCAGGAGAGACACUAAUGGUUCUACUUCUACAGCCAUAAACAGUAAAAGUCAAGAUGACUCGGCUGUCAGUGGCGAUGGCUUGGAGAAAACAACCGAGAAGAUUUCAAAUGCUGUUUGUUCAAGAAGUCAUGAUGAUAGCGAGCUUUCAAAAAAUUUGCAAAUGCCUGUUUGUCAUGUAAUCAGGGACACAAAGGAGUCAAAAAUAGAAGUGAGGACAAAUAACCAUCCUGACAAUAUAACUCAAGUGUCCAUCUUGGCUGAACCGGCAUCCUCGCAUAGUGCAGCAAUCUCAUACGAGUUUUUGGUCAAGUGGGUCGGGAAAUCUCAUAUUCACAACAGUUGGGUUUCUGAAUCUAAGCUGAAAUUUCUGGCGAAGAGAAAACUAGAUAAUUACAAGGCAAAGUAUGGGACAACAGUGAUAAAUAUCUGUGAGGAACGGUGGAAGCUGCCUCAGCGGGUGAUUGCUCUUCGUACCUCCAAAGAAGGUUUAUCCGAAGCUUUUAUAAAAUGGACUGGUCUUCCUUAUGAUGAAUGCACUUGGGAAAGAAUAGAUGAACCUGUGAUUGCGAAAUUGUCCCAUCUGAUUGAUUUGUUCAAUUGGUUUGAACAGAAGACAUUGGAAAAUGAUGCUAAGAAGGAUGAUACACAAAGGGGAAAGGGUGAUUGUCAACAAAGUGAGAUAGUUACUCUUACUGAGCAACCUAAGGAGCUUGAAGGAGGCGCAUUGUUUCCGCAUCAGCUAGAAGCUCUGAAUUGGUUGCGGAAAUGCUGGCACAGAUCCAAAAACGUAAUACUUGCUGAUGAGAUGGGUCUUGGGAAGACAAUAUCGGCUGCUGCUUUUAUAUCAUCGUUAUAUUUUGAGUUCAAAGCCACGUUGCCUUGUUUAGUUUUGGUCCCUCUUUCUACAAUGCCAAACUGGAUGGCGGAGUUUGCAUUAUGGGCUCCUAAGCUCAACGUCGUGGAGUAUCAUGGCUGUGCAAAAGCAAGAGCUAUGAUUCGCCAGUAUGAAUGGCAUGCCAGUGAUCCAAGUGGGUUGAAUAAGAAAACUACUUCUUAUAAAUUCAAUGUUCUUUUAACUACUUAUGAAAUGGUUCUCGCCGAUUCCUGUCAUCUACGUGCUGUUCCUUGGGAAGUUCUUGUGGUUGAUGAGGGGCAUCGCCUGAAGAACUCAAGUAGCAAACUUUUCAGCAUGCUCAAUGCAUUUUCUUUCCAACAUCGUGUAUUGUUGACUGGUACUCCUCUUCAAAACAACAUCGGCGAAAUGUAUAAUUUGCUAAAUUUCUUGCAACCUGCUUCAUUCCCUUCUCUAUCAUCAUUUGAGGAGAAAUUUAAUGAUCUCACCACUGCGGAAAAAGUGGAGGAACUGAAGAAACUUGUUGCUCCACACAUGCUUCGGAGGCUUAAAAAAGAUGCUAUGCAGAAUAUACCCCCUAAAACUGAACGAAUGGUUCCUGUUGACUUGUCAUCCAUCCAAGCAGAGUACUAUCGUGCAAUGCUAACUAAGAACUAUCAGAUUUUACGGAACAUAGGCAAAGGGGUUGCACAGCAGUCAAUGCUGAACAUUGUGAUGCAAUUAAGAAAGGUUUGCAAUCAUCCUUAUCUCAUACCAGGUACCGAGCCUGAAUCUGGGUCAGUAGAAUUCCUUCAUGAGAUGCGGAUAAAAGCUUCUGCUAAGCUGACUCUGCUGCAUUCGAUGCUUAAGCUUCUACAUAAGGAAGGCCAUAGAGUCCUUAUAUUUUCACAGAUGACAAAGCUUCUUGAUAUUCUUGAGGAUUAUUUGAACUUUGAAUUUGGUCCCAAAACGUUUGAGAGAGUGGAUGGUUCUGUUUCUGUGGCUGAUCGUCAAACUGCAAUUGCACGUUUUAACCAAGACAAAAGCAAGUUUGUCUUCCUGUUAUCAACACGCUCAUGUGGGCUGGGGAUCAAUUUGGCCACUGCUGACACAGUCAUUAUCUAUGAUUCUGACUUCAACCCACAUGCAGAUAUCCAGGCAAUGAAUCGGGCACAUCGAAUUGGACAAUCAAAAAGACUUUUGGUGUACAGACUCGUAGUUCGUGCUAGUGUUGAAGAACGCAUCUUGCAGCUUGCAAAGAAGAAAUUGAUGCUUGAUCAGCUUUUUGUGAACAAGUCUGGAUCACAAAAGGAGGUGGAAGAUAUCUUACGGUGGGGAACUGAAGAACUUUUUAAUGAUUCUUCUAGUGUCGGUGGGAAAGAUAAUGGUGAAAAUCACAGCAACAAGGAUGAAGCAGUUGCAGAUAUAGAACAUAAACACAGGAGGAGAACUGGUGGUCUGGGAGAUGUGUACAAAGAUAAAUGUACAGAUGGCAGCGGCAAGAUCAUGUGGGAUGAAAAUGCAAUCCUGAAAUUGCUUGACCGUUCAAAUCUCCAGUCUGGUUCGCCUGAUAAUGGCGAAGGAGAUUUUGAGAAUGAUAUGCUUGGCUCAGUAAAGGCUGUGGAAUGGAAUGAUGAACCAACAGAAGAACAAGGGGUAGCUGAAUCACCUCCCGUUGUUGCUGAUGAUUCGUGUGCACAAAAUUUCGAAAAGAAAGAGGAUAAUCUGGUUGGUGGUACUGAAGAAAAUGAAUGGGACAAACUUCUGCGAGUGAGGUGGGAGAAAUAUCAGAAUGAGGAGGAAGCAGCUCUUGGUAGAGGAAAACGCCAGAGAAAAGCUGUUUCUUACAGGGAGGCAUAUGCCCCACACCAUGGUGAAACAUUGAAUGAGCAGAGUGGUCCUGAAGAGGAGCCAGAGCCUGAACCAGAGCCAGAGCGGGAAUACACACCAGCAGGAAGAGCUCUAAAAGCAAAAUAUGCUAAACUUCGGGCUAGACAAAAGGAACGCCUGGCUCGGAGAAACCUAAAAGAACUGUCUGCACCCACUGCUGGAGUUUCUGGACCUGGGUCACUCCCCCAACUCCCUUCAUCGAGCUCUAAAGAUGGGGACCAAGUGGCUAAAUUAGUUCAACCAGUUGAAGAGAAGGGUCCAACAAUCGACUUGGAUGAUAACAAAUGUGGGCAGACAUUGGAGGGACUGAAGAGCAAAACCGAGUCUUCCUUAAGACUGGGCAAGACAUCGAAGCAUAGACCAAGCGGUCAUUCAGAAAUCCCAGUUAAAUCUCUUGCUCAUCUUUCUCCUGACAUCUUUCUGCCAAGUGACCAUUUAGCGGGUCCCAGCUGUACGAACUCUGUGCCCAGCAGCAACUUGUUACCGGUUCUGGGAUUGUGUGCUCCAAAUGCUAAUCAAAUGGAGUCAUCCCAAAGGAAUAUUUCAAGGUCAUAUAGCAGGCAAGGCAAGCAAGUAGUCAGACCGGAGUUCCCAUUCCGAAUAGCUCCUUGCUCUGGGACUUCAAAUGAGAUGGACGUUAAAAGUCACAAGACUACCUCUGACAAAUUUGAACUACCAGAUGCAUCGGCAGAAGCUUUCCCGCAGCGGCUGAAAAAUGGAAACCGCGAUAGUUAUCUCCCGUUUAACUUGUAUCCUCCGGGUAUCCCCCAAGGAAGAGUUCCUGAUCAUUUGGAAAACCCAGGAUCUACUUUCUCUGAUUUUCAAGAAAAGAUGGCCUUGCCGAAAUUACCAUUUGAUGAGAAGUUGCUGCCUAGAUUUCCAUUUUCAUCGAGAAACAUGUCCCAUUCCCACACUGACUUGAUGCCAAGCCUAUCAUUGGGAACAAGAGUUGGAGAUUCAAAUGAAUCGAUUCAAGACCUUCCCACAAUGCCGUUGUUUCCAAAUUUAAAGUUCCCACAAGAUGCAACGAAACAUAGUCAGCAAGAGAGAGAGGUGGGUCCCAUGUUGGGUUUGGGUCCAACACCGCACACAUAUUUGCCAUUUCCCGAAAACCACCAGAAGGUUCUUGAGAAUAUAAUGAUGAGAACUGGAUCUGGGUCGAGCAGCCUUCUGAAAAAGAAAUCAAAAUUAGAUUUCUGGUCUGAAGAUGAACUUGAUUUCCUCUGGAUUGGUGUUCGUAGACACGGGCGGGGCAAUUGGGAUGCUAUGCUUCGUGACCCAAGGUUAAAAUUCUCGAAAUUUAAAGCCGUGGACGAUUUGUCAGCAAGAUGGGAUGAGGAACAACUCAAGAUCAUGGAUGGGCCAGCUUUUCCUAUGCCAAAACCAAUUAAGCCUACAAAAUCUACAAAACCAUCUCUAUUUCCUUCACUCUCUGAUGAAAUGAUGGCACGGGCUUUGCACGGAAAUAGAUUUGGUGGUCCCAUGAAAUUUCAAUCCCACCUGACAGACAUGAAGUUGGGUUUUGGUGAUCUGGCAUCCGGCUCAACACAUUUUGAACCAUCUGAUCGACUUAGUUUACGCAAUGAAAAUUUUGCACCUAUUCCAAUUUGGAAUCCUGACAAGUUUCAGAGUUUCCCUGGAGGCUCGUCUGCGGGACCCUCUGAUAGACCUGGGACUUCUUCAAAUGUGCAGAUUGAGCAACCAUUUCUCCUCAACUCAUUUGGAACCAGUAGCUUCAGUUCUCUUGGUUUGAAUUGCUCAAGCGGCUUUGAUUUACAGCAAAAGGAGGACGUGCAUGGGGCAAGUAAGUUUGGGAAGUUGCCAAGUCAUCUUGAUAGAUCCCUAAUUUUUUUGCACGAUUCCCGAACUAACAUGGGAGGUGAUGAAUUUACCAGUUCUGCUUUGCUGCCUGAUUUUAAUAAAGAACCAAAUGUCUCCGAUUUGAAGGGAAAAGGUGUGGUAACAGGAAGUAGUUCCUCAAAUAACAAGCUGCCUCAUUGGCUUCGGGAGGCUGUAGGUGCUCCUGCAAGACCACCAGAUCCUGACCUACCACCAACGGUCUCAGCAAUAGCACAAUCAGUUCGCUUGCUUUACGGGGAAGAAAACCCCACAAUUCCUCCAUUUGUAGUCCCAGGCCCACUUCCUUCCCAACCUAGGGAUCCACGGAGGAGUCUGAAGAAGAAGAAGAAGAAGAAGAAAAAGCAGAGGUCACAUAUGCACAAUGAUCUUUCAUCGUCUAUUCUGAUGGCCCCACCCUUUCUUCCUGUCCCGCAAUCGGCAGCGGGACCGUCCGGACUUCCUUGGAUUGAAAAACCCAACCUCAAUGUAUCUCCUCUCAAUCUGAAUAUGAUGAAUGCAUCAUCAUCAUCGGUGUUUCCAAACCUCCCGAAGAAAACAGGCGCUGGAUUGUCCCCCUCUCCCGAUGUGCUUCAAUUGGUAGCAUCGUGUGUUGCCCCUGCUCCAACAAGUUCAAGCUUCCUUGAAAGCAAGGUUCCUCCUCCUAAAUCUCCUAAAUCUGGUAUGACAAGUUCACUUGUUGGUCCAUGGGUUCCACUUGAGAGUGAAAGCGGUGAUUCUAGCAAAACUCAAUCCGAUCCUGCUCGCCCUGAACGACCAGACAUAGAGGAAAUAUCAUCGGAGGGAACUGUGUCGGAUCAUCAUGCGAGCGAUCAUGAGCAGUAGACUCAAUAUGGGAUUGAUAAGUACAACAUGGCUCUUCCCCCGAGCUACUCAACUUUCAGGCCCCUUUACCAAUGCGCUCGAAAUUUUGUAGGCGAGUGUUUACACUAGAACAUAUAGGAAUGUUUUGUAAAUUACCUAUUCGUUGCUGCUAACUGUGUUAUCUCGGCCAGAACCGUGAACUUUUUUUUUUGUUUUUUCCCACAUAGUGAUGAACUGGUUUUUUUGCAGAAUAAGGUUUGCUUAUCAAGUGCAUUAACAAAGUGCAGGUUCCAGCCCUAGUGAAAGGGUGGUGCAGCUCCUUGGCCUUUUUGGAGAGAUGUAAAUGUGACAAAAGACAUACCUAUCCUUUGGUUUUUCAUGUUAGUUUAGUUAGCUAGCUCUUUUUGAGAAUAAAUUCUAUCUGAAACUAGUGAAAAUGCUAAGAAAAAAAUUCGGUAGUAUGUUUGAAAUGUAUAGUUGGCUCUUGUUGCUAGAGAUUUGUUAUUAUAUGUACUGAUACUUGCUAUGCUGUACCGGUACUCUUUUUAGAGGAAGGUUGUACUCCAUUUUAAUGAAGUUCUUGAUUUUUGCCCCAAAGAGGAGGAAAACAAUA